AUGGCAAGACAUGUAGGUACGGUACAAAGUAAUAAAGAUAUUAAUGGGUGGAAAAAGAUUAUUACCGAGUGCAAGAGCGAGAUAAAAAGAAAACUAGCUCACAACAAAAUGGAGAGUCGGACAACUGGGGGUGAACCCUUCUCCAAAUACCAGCUGACCCAAACAGAGGAAACCAUUGUGCGUUUAUAUGGCAUUGCGCAGACAGUGGAGGGUAUAACGGGCGUUUCACUUGGCACCCAUUCAGCAAAUGCAUUUGUAAGUGACGCUGUUGUAGAGGCGGAUGUGGACAUGGAUAUGCCCUCCACAUCGGAAAAGCGAAAAACUGAAAAUGCAAACAAUUGCAGUACACCGAAAAGGCAAAAAUCGGAGAGCUUAUCGGACCGCUUAAAAAGAUUUUUGGACGACGAUAAUAAUGGAAAAACUGAAACAAACGAAAAGCUCGAUGAACUAAUAAAUAUCCAAAAGGAAAACGCAAGCAGCUUGAGAGGUAUCUGCCGAACAAUUGAAAAGAGUAACGACUCCGUCGCAAAAGCUGUAACAGAAAUUAAAGACGAAUUC
Molecule: messenger RNA, 558 nt
Organism: Rhagoletis pomonella (apple maggot)
Lineage: Eukaryota; Metazoa; Arthropoda; Insecta; Diptera; Tephritidae
Exons: 3
Source: RefSeq, a predicted model, not a curated record